This is a messenger RNA of Drosophila innubila, 1750 nucleotides long. RefSeq lists its product as uncharacterized. The record is from RefSeq and is a predicted model, not a curated record. The transcript has 5 exons. NCBI's taxonomy places the organism in Eukaryota, Metazoa, Arthropoda, Insecta, Diptera, Drosophilidae. The coding region runs from base 134 to 1588 and encodes 484 amino acids.
AAACCAUGGCAGAUACGUAAGUGUGAAGUGGUAUUUAAGCAUAUUGAGAUGAGUGGGAACAGGAUGCCAUAAUCGGAGAUAUUUUGUCGAUUAGCUUAGGGUUUUCCUUGUGAUAUGAAUUGAGCAGCUUGCAAUGAUAAAAUUUCAUGGCGAAAAUGGCGAACUGAAAACAAGAAAAUCCUUUGAAGACUUUUGUUGGAAACGCAGUUCGAUGUCGGUGAUGGGUCAAAAAAGCUCUAAGCCUAGACAUUGUUCUAAUAUGGAACCAAAGGUGGAUCGGAAUCACACUGACUUGAACACCACUCGGGACAAUGAUAAGGACAUUAAGUUAAUCCCUAAGCAAUGCAAUACAAAUGUUGAUUGCCCAUUGGUUCCGGAGUGGAUUCAUAAAUCACAAUUUAUCGAAAUACUCAAAGAAAAUGUGCCAGAGUUUUCGAGAAUUGAAAAUUUUUUUGUGAAGCCCGCAUUAAGUGCUAAGGAAAACUAUUCCUCGCUAAUUUUGAGAGUAACUAUUGAUGUAGAGUUAAUAGAUAAAACCAUUAAGCCCUUAUCGUUUAUGAUGAAAGUGCCCCAUGAAUCUGCAAAAAUGCAACAAAUGCUUAAGACUGUCAACUUCUUUACUGUGGAAAAUGCUACCUACACAGAAUUGAUAUCGAAAUUCGAGAAUCUCUACAAAACGAAAGGGAUGAGUAUUAGCUUUGCUCCUCGCACUUACAAGUUCAAGGAGAGUCUGAAAAAGGAACCCAAAUUGGCCAAUUCAGUGCUCAUGUAUGAUCUGGGCCAGGAUGGCUACAAAAAUGUAAAUCGCUUAGAAUGUCUCAAUAUGGAUGAAACCAAGUUUGUACUCCGUAAGCUAGCUCAAUAUCAUGCAGCCGGAGCACAUUGCAGGAUCGUACAUGGACCCUAUUCGGAUGUAUUCACUCAACCCACAUUUGGUUCAAAUAAGGAGAGGGCUCUUUCUAUACUGAACGGCAUUAUGGGACCCUUUAAAAAAAUGUUUUUAGAUAAUCUAAAUGACUUUAAGAAUGGCGAGAAAUACUAUGAUAAAUUCGAACGCCUGUUCUCCACAAUGAGUCAACAGUUCCUCAAGCUAAGCACCUACGAUCCCAAUGAAUUUAAUGUAAUCAAUCAUGGUGAUUGUUGGAUCAAGAAUCUGCUCUUUAAAUUUGGACCAAAAGGGGAAUUGGUCGAUUUGAUGUUCGUUGACUUUCAAUUGCCGAAAUAUGGACAUCCCUCGACAGAUUUGCUUAACUUUAUCAUUACAUCUGUCCACAUUGAUUACAAACUAAAGGAUUUUGAUUUUUUUAUCAAAUAUUAUCACGAUCAUCUGAUUGAGCAUCUAAAGUUAUUGGGCUAUAAAGAGCGUAUGCCUACCCUGAGGGAACUUCACUCCCAGCUCUAUAAGUAUGGUAUAUGGGCAAUUACUGCGUCUGUGAUGGUGCUGCCUAUCGUCCUGUUGGACCCGAAUGAGGAGACACUUGAGAGUCCUAAAUUUAAGAACAUGCUGUAUACCAACUCCCGCUAUAAGGCUCAUAUUAACAAAAUACUGCCGUGGCUAGAUAAUCGAGGUCUUUUAGAUACCGAUUAAAAACUAUAGUAACAACUCAUUAUUUUCAUUGGCCUCCUACAAAACAUGGAAGAACGAUUUGCAAAUUGCAAAAUUUAUUGCAAUUUCAAUCGAUUUCAUCGAGAUAUUUACGAAAUUAAUAAAAAUGUUAUAUACUGAAAACUGUGUGUUUACAAGAAGUAA